Messenger RNA from Sebastes umbrosus (honeycomb rockfish), 10045 nucleotides. It is a transcript of the gene baz2a, whose product is annotated as bromodomain adjacent to zinc finger domain, 2A. Gene Ontology annotation, molecular function: DNA binding; protein binding. Bases 157 to 8349 code for a protein of 2730 amino acids. The transcript is spliced from 30 exons. Lineage: Eukaryota; Metazoa; Chordata; Actinopteri; Perciformes; Sebastidae. Gene Ontology annotation, cellular component: rDNA heterochromatin. The record is from RefSeq and is a predicted model, not a curated record.
UAAACAAUGUAACUUCAUCUAGGCUGCUAGCUAACGUGAGCUAACGUGAACAAAAGAGGGAGAGCACGCCUCCCAUCUGUUAACGAGACACCGGCUAUUUCUUCUGUCUCCUGAUGGACUCAUCAUGGAUCCACAGCAGCAGCAGCGUGGUUGCGGAUGGAGUCAAAUAAUCAUUUCAACUAUGGCACCCACUCCUCCUCAGCAAACUCAGGACUGAAACUCUCCUCAGGGGAUUCUCUUUAUAGUAACGGGUCCUCCAUGAGUUUUCCUCAGCAGGGAAAGAAUAUGAAUGGCGAAAUGAAUGUGAAUGGCGUCACUACUGUACACGGGUCCGGUGUGCCUGGUUCCCACCCACCGACAGCUCCUUACCCACACAUGAGCAACCACCACCAGAGCAGCAUGGGCUAUGACUACUUGUGGGGAGGACACCCUCAGUAUGGUCCAGCCAUGGGCACCUCUCCCGGGCACGGGAUGCACCAGAAGCAGCCGACACCUGGGAUGGUGCAGCCUCAGUCCCAGCACCACUUCCAGGGUCACGGACAGUACCAGCUGAAUGGGGGCGUUGAAAGCUCCCACCAGCCCCCUGUGGCAGGCCCACCAAGCAUGCCUCUUACUGGGAGUCAGUACUGGAACAGGAGUAACCCUGGCCCACAGCAGAUAAGUUAUAAUUCCCACAGUAUGUAUGGGACCUACCAGAGUCAGGCGCAUCCUGGAAUUACACCAUCACAACAUCACCAGCAGCAGUCCUUACAACCGCCCCCACAUCAACCGUCACAGCAACACCUCCACUCCCAUCGUCUACCGCACCACCACCACCAGCAGCACCAGCAACCGCAGCAUUAUGGCCUGAUGCCUAAUGGGAUGCCGUACUACCAGCAUCAACCCCAGCACCCGUCCCUACCAUCUCCCCAGCAGCAGCCACCGCAGCAGUCUCAGCCCCAAGGCCAGGCUCAGAUGAUGCCCCCAGCUGCCCAGAAUUUUACUCCUCCACGUGGCAGCCCACAGCACCACAGUUUAGGCAGUGGGGGCACUGGCAGCCCUCUCCCCGUGGGGAUGUCCUCAACACCUCUCAUGUCACCGUCAACAGUGCAGGAUAGUGGAUCACCCAAGGGCCACAGCAGGGAACGGAGCCCCCACGCUAGCAAUGUGGGAAUAUCUACUGUCAUGCAAGGGCAUACGAGAGAAGCUGCCAAAGAGGUAGACACAAGCUAUAAUGGCAUGGAAAGGGCACCUGUUGCCCAUAGGCUACCCAAAAGUGCAGCUCAUGUGGGACCUGAUUUCCGUCAGCAUUCUGAACAGCCAGCAGCUCAGCAUCCAGAAAUGGCUUCCGCUGUCAGAGAGACAGCCGAUAAUACACCUCCCAAGUCUGUGUCAUCUCAGCUCUCUGCGUCUACCAAGGCCUCAACUCCUCCUCGGGUCUCCGAGUCCCCCACAUCUGCUCCCGGGCCCCCUAUAGUAUCACCCCCUGAUGUAGAAUCGACUCCACCACAAAUCUCAAAGCCCCCCAAUGUGUCCUCUACUCCAUCUCCAGCUGCUCCUCCCAGACUUUCCUCGUCUCCUCUAAUGAAGCAAGGCCUCAGGCCUCCUUCUGCUGCUGCGACUGAGACAUCCUUUGGUGGAUCCAAGCAUCUGUCAGUGGGGUCUUCUUCCUCCUCCCUGACUGCAUCACCUCAAAAGUUGGCUACACCUCAUGCUUCGACUGACAGUGUGUCUAAACCUGCAGCAGUUUCUUCAGUCUCUCCAGUGUCUCCUCCUUCAUCGGACCCUGUGGCUCAUCUAACAAAGUCUUCACUGCCUCCUACAGCUUCUGAACCUCCUUCAACUCUCACAACGGCACCCAUCUCAUCCCUUCAACAGAUGGUUCAAGGGUCCAGGCCUCCUCUAAUGACAUCUCGCUUUCCCGAUACAUCUGGAGCUCAGCAUGUAAAGCACGGACCCCCAAAAUUAAUGUAUGCUGCUUCAUCGAUGGGUGCAAAAUCCUCAUCUGCUGGUGUGGCUCCACCUCUGAUGUCAGCAUCACGAUCUUCAACCUCAACACCACCUGGCUCUUGUUUAUCAAUGUCUGAAUCUGCCAUGUCUGUCUCAAAAACUCCACCAGUUGGCAGUAAACCUGGUGACCCAGCGCCCACACCCCAGCGUCAGACAUACACUCCUCCAGCUGGUGACUCUCGUCUUUCCGCUGCUUCUGCAGCAUCACCAACACCACCAGGAGCGGUGAACUUACCCUCCCUAGCAGCCCAUGAAAGUCUUACAGCCCGACCUCUGUCCACCCUACCUCUUCUAACCACUCAAGCCUCCAGGACUGCACCCGUGUCCGCCCCUCCUGCCUUGGUGUCCUUUGUGCCCUCUUCAAUGGGUACGUCUUAUGGAGUGGUCCAGAGUUCUGACUCUGAUCAGCAUCCUCCUAACACCGCUCCUCCUCAUGCGCUGAAGCAGUCGUCUUCGAAGCCAGAGCACCAUGGUCAUAGUGAGGAUAGGAAAGCGCUGGCUAACGAAAGAAAUGGAAAACCAGAGGAGCACCUCCCUCAGCUUGAUUCGGGCACGAUAAGGACACCACAGAAGGUGGAAGCUACUGAGAAUCGUAAAUCUGAAAUUCGCUCACCCAAACCCCUCACUGAUCUUCCUGGGAAAUCCUUGCAGAACACAGUCGCUCCUGAUCAAAAGCCUCAGAAUAAACCAACAGCUUCUGAAAAGCACCACAUGCAGAGCAUUAUCUGUGAGACAGAGGACUCCACGGUGGAGCAGACGCCAUUCAGAAAGUCUUCGCAUCUCCACAGCACAAGGGUAGAACAUCUGACCGAUGAAGAAGACAUCUUUGAUAACUCUUCAAAUACAGCUUCUCGCUUUGAUGGCAAUUCAACAUUUGACACCCCCUCUAGAACUGAUGUUAGCUCUGUCUUUGAAAAGACCUCUCUUCUAGACGACGAUAGUUCAUGUUUGGACGACUCCACUGACUUUGACAGCAGCUUUCACCCGAGAAAGGACACCUCUGAGUUUGACAGCACUUCCCAGGCAGAAGAGGAACCAUCUACUGUGUUUGACACCACUAGAGAUGACAGCUAUUCUGUGGAAGACUCCAGAGAUGAUGACACAUUGGACUCCACCAGGGAAGGGGAAUCGUCUGGGGCAGAGGAGACCAAGGACAGCUGUCGAACCGCAGGAGACUCCAUGCUGGAGACUUCUCUGAACGACACCUCUCAGAUGGAAGAGCCGUCUGUCGACUCAAGUGACGUGUCCAACUCACGCUCAUUUGUGCCAUCUCAGCUAGAUCAAGGAGCUGAAGCAGAGUGGGAGCUCAGAGGACAUGAUACACCAGACUCAGCUGGACGCAUUAGCAUUAAGACCACUGUUAAUGAGACAAUGACCCCCCCGAGUUUCAAGAUGAGGGAUGAGAACUUCAUCGCCUUCAGCACCCCAGCAGAGAGCCCUGCUGUCCACCCACUCCAACCAGUUACCGAUCCGAUCGUGUCAGCCGCCGGAGGACCUCUGAAAACCCCAGGGAAACCACGCAAACCUCGAACUCCGAAGGCAAUAUGGAUUAAAACCCCAGCUCCCGACAAGCCCCAGCGGAAGCGUCGGGCUCGAACCCCUAAAGUGGAGAAGAUUAAGACUGAUGAAGAGGGAGGCCAUAAAGAGGAGGUGGCCAGGGGCAGAAAGAGGAAGAGGUCUCUCAAGGUGGAAGUGAAAGAAACAUCAGGUGUAAGUGGAGAGGCUGGGCCUCCCACGGGAGAGGUUGACACCGUCACCGCCACAAUUGAAGCUGUUCUGGCCAACGCUGUUUCAGCUAUUAACACGGCACUUGAUAAACCCAAGAAGGCAAAACGGGCCAAGAAACAAGACCAAGAAGGAAAUGUGGCAAAAACACCUAAACAAGAUGUCGAAACACCUGCUGAUGAUGGUGAUGAAAAUGAUGAUGGCAGCUCCACUGCAGGCAAUGAAGAAGGUGAAUCUAGCAGACAGAGGAGGGUUGCAACAGAGGAGCAGGUCCAGUUCCCAAUGCAGCAUGGUUGGAAGAGGGAGAUCCGUGUGAGGAAAAUGGAGAACCGCAUGAAGGGCGAAACCUGGUACUACACACCUUGUGGAAGGAGGAUGAAGCAGUUCCCGGAAAUAGUCAAGUACUUGAAGAGACGCACGGAGAGUGUGGUCAGCAGAGAGCACUUCAGCUUCAGCCCACGCAUGCCUGUUGGAGAUUUUUAUGAAGAAAGAGAAACUCCUGAGGGUAAGCAGUGGGUCCAAUUGGCUAACGAGGAAGUUCCCUCUAUGAUCAUGGCCAUCACUGGCCGGCGAGGUCGACCUCCAAACCCUGAUAAAGAGAAAGCUCGGAGGGUUCGUGGCCUGAAGGGAGGGCAGGCCCGUCGCCCUGGUAGGCCUCCCAAAACCAAGAUGAUUGACCUCCUCAGCAAAGUUGACGCCAAGCUUUUGAAUCGACUUGAGGCCAAGGAAGCUCUCACAGAGGAGGAAAAGGAGAAACUUGCAAAAAUCAAAAAGAAAAUGAAGAAAAAGGCAAGAAUGAAGAGAAGGGAGGAUACGAAGAUUAAGAAGAUGAAAGCGGAAAAAAAGAAAGCCAAGCUUGAGCAACAGGCCAAGCACCUAGAGCUGAAGGCCGAACCAACCGACCCGACAGCCCCUCAGGCCACACAGCCAGCAUCAGGGAAGGCUGCGGUGCCUAAGAAGCCCGGCCGCAGGAGGUCCGUCAAGGUUGAGACUCCUCCACCAGUACAGCAGACCGAUGAGGAGAGGAUAGCCCAGGGUAAGAGGGUACUGGGUGCUCGCAGUAAAGCCAAGGCUCUGGCUAAAGCCCAGGCUGAGGCGGAGGCGGCAGCUCAUGCCGCUCUGGCAGCUAAGAGGGCAACAGAGAGGAGAGCGCAGGCCCAGAGACGUCUGGAGGAGCGGAAGAGGCAGCAGCUGAUCGCAGAAGAACUGAAGAAGCCCGCAGAGGACAUGUGUCUCACUGACCACAAGCCGCUGCCAGAGCUGUCCCAUAUCCCUGGUGUGGUUCUUUCUGGCAAAGCAUUUGCACACUGCCUGGCUGUGGUUGAGUUCCUACACGGCUAUGGAAAGAUGCUUGGUCUCAAUAUACCCAAGGACAUCCCCAGCCUCGCUACCCUGCAGGAGGGCCUGUUAGGCCUGGGCGACAGCCACGGAGAGGUCCAGGACCUACUGAUAAAGCUGGUGGAGGCUGCCCUCCACGAUCCAGGCCUGCCAUCAUUUUAUCAGUCAGUAAAGAUCCUCGGGGAAAAGCUGGUUGAUUCGGCGCUGACCCGCAGCACAGUCUCAGAAGUGCUUCGCGUCUUCUUGGAUACUCAUGGUUAUGAUACAGAAGUGUGCAACACGCUGAGGACCAAAACAUUUCACGCCCUGCCUCCUGACACCAAGGCAUCCAUCCUGGGUUACCUGGUGGACGAGCUCAACAGCAGCAACAUUGUGACGAGUGACAUUGACAACACAUUAGAAAACAUGGCAACCUACAGGAAGAACAAGUGGAUCAUUGAGGGGAUGCUGCGCAAACUGAAGGUGGCGCUAGCGCGUCGUACAGGACGCUCAGAAGAAGAGCUGUGUUUCGAGGAGAGGAGGCGCAGUGCCAGAGUGGCCGAGGAAGAGAACCUCAUUCUGGAGGAGGGUGGCUUGUCUGAGAGAGGCAACCGCCGUGCACGCAAAGAAGAGCCCAAACUCAGUGAUGGUGAACCUAGCCCGACCACUGCCAGCAUUCCAGAGCUUGAAAGGCAGAUCGAUAGGCUAUCCAAGCGCCAAGCGUUUUUCCGUAAAAAGCUGCUACAGUCAUCUCAUUCCAUGCGCGCCGUGUUGCUGGGCCAGGACCGCUACCGGCGCAGAUACUUGGCCCUACCUCACCUCGGAGGAGUUCUGGUCGAGGGGCCAGAGGAGCUGUUGACUUCUGGAGAAGUCCUUGUGGCCGAGGUCCCCGUCACCUUCCUCAAAAAGGAGCCCAAAGUCGAGGAGGCCCCCCUGCCGACCACUCCCCCUCCUAAUCUUCCUUCCUCUCCUUCCCCUGCUGGCGCUGCCCAGGACCAGACCUUUUCUCCAGAGGAGGACCCCCUCCCUGGCACCGCAUCCCUCAUGAGCCGGCCAAGAGGACGAGGACGCCCCCGAAAAAUCAAACCAGAAGUGGAGCUCCACCUCCGCACGGCGAAGAUUCGCCGCCGGCGUCGAAGUAGCGCCAGGUCGGUGGUCGAAGAAGGGCCAGGAUCGCCGAACAGCGGCACGCGCGACCUCACGCAGGCUGCUUUCCAGAGCUGGCUCAGCCAAUCGCAGGAAGCAGUGACCAACGGCACAUGCUCGGCAGCAGGGGAUGCUCCGGAGGGCAAUCGACCAGAGGAGAGUGUGAAGGAGAUGGCAGAGAAGCAGGGACAGUGGUUCAACCUGCUCCCCAAACAGCCAUGCGACGAUAACUCUCUGACUGAGCCCCAGAUACCCAGCUCACCCCCUAAACUCCUCCCUCAGAUCCCGAGCGCUCUGCCCAUGCUCGCUGCUCCACUCGUGAAGCCGGACCCGCUCUUGCCUGGCCUGACUCCUGCUGUUCCCGUGACCCCAGCAUCACCACAGGACAUUCCCUCUACACUACCUGCUUCUGCUGGUCCUGUUGGUGCCCCAUUACCACCUCAGCUUCUUCCAGCUCCCAUUCCUCCUGCCACGCCUGCGCUGACCACCCCCGCCAAGCCAGGUCGCAGGCGGAGGAGAGGUAGCCGAGGCAGUAGUCCUGCUCGCAGAGGGCCAAGAGGAGCCGCAGCCAAGCGCCGCGGCCGCCCGCCCAACUCCGUGUUCCAAGAGCUCGAGCAGCAGUACUUCACACAGCUGGUGGUCAAGCCCAUACCAGCAUCAAUGGUGCGUGGUUGGUGGUGGAUCAAGGAUCCAGAGGAACUGUAUAGCACCUUACAGGCCCUCCAUCCAAGGGGCAUCAGGGAGAAGGUGCUCCAUAAGCAUUUGGCCAAACACAUGGAGAGCUUAGCUGAGAUCUGCACCAAACCCAUCAACGACCCUAUAUUUGAGUCGAAGGUAGACGAGAAGGAUGUGCUAAUAGAGGCUCUGCAGCAGCCCUGGCAGGUGCAGGAGAAAGCAAUGGAGACUGACAUCAGCAUCCUACAGUGGGUGGAGGACCUGGAGCAGCGGGUCAUAGCCGCUGACCUCCAUCUCAAGGCGGCACCUCAGGGUGCAGUGAAUGAUGCUGAAUCCAACACCGAGACGCCGAUGGCAGAAUUUCAGCCCUACACAAUCCCAGAUCCGGACUCCACACGUGAUGACCUCCAGUACUAUGAACAUGACGCCGACCCACGUGAUGACUGGAUUGUGCGAACGAAGAAAGAGUGGUCCGGCCUCCCGCGCAUCGCCACACACCCGCUGGAUUUGGCCAUGCUGCGGUUGUCCAACCUAGAGCGAAACAUCGAGAGGCGCUACCUGAAGGAGCCGCUCUGGAACCCAGCCGAAGUGAUGCGCCUUGCUCCUCUCACUCCGACCCCAGGAGAAGAGCAUCCCAUGGAUGUCUUCAGUCUGGAAAAUGAGAUCACAUCUCGACUACGAACAUGGCGACAAGCUCUGGAUCGCUGCCGCAGCGCUCCCCAAGUCUGUCUGUGUUUACUUCAGCUGGAGAAGGCCAUUGCUUGGGAGAGAUCUGUGACUAAAGUGACAUGCCAGGUUUGCAGGAAGGGAGACAAUGAUGAUUGCCUCCUGCUGUGUGACGGCUGUGAUCGUGGCUGCCACAUGUACUGUCUGAGGCCCAAAAUCACCCAGGUGCCAGAGGGAGACUGGUUUUGUCCUACCUGCGUUGCCAAGGAGGUCUGUGAUUCACCGCGCUCGUCCAAAAAGAGGAACCGGGUGAAAAAGAGAAGAUAUGAAGACGACAGCUCUGAAGAAGAGACGACACCACGACGUAGUAGCGGUGGCGGCGGCGGCAGUGGCGGUGGCGGCGGCAUGGCAACGCGGUACAAGGAGACCGUCACACCCCCCUCAUCUUCCCGCCAAUCUGGAGAAGGAAGCGCCGCUAAACGUCGUCGCAUGACAACCCGCAACCAGCCUGACCUCACCUUCUGCGAGAUCAUUCUAAUGGAGAUGGAGGCUCACGCAGACGCCUGGCCGUUCCUUGAACCCGUCAACCCCCGACUGGUGCCAGGCUACCGCCGCAUCAUCAAGAGCCCCAUGGACUUCCUCACCAUGAGAGAGCGACUGCUACAGGGAGGGUACUGCAGCUGCGAGGAGUUUGCAGCAGACGCUCACCUCAUCUUCAACAACUGCGAGCUGUUCAACGAGGACACGUCGGAGGUGGGAACGGCUGGACACGCCAUGAGGCGUUUCUUUGAGAGCCGCUGGGCGGAGUUCUACUCAAACAAGGACAAAUAGGAGUCUACGACGCUACCCCCUGAUGGUGGGGCUGUAUACUGUUGGUGCUGUCACCGUCCCAGUCACACUCUUUGCAUUACUGCUAAGACUGUCUGGAGGUUCUUCCAGCUAUGUGUAUUCUCUCAUGUAUAGGUAUAUAUGUAUAGAUUUUGGCUAUUUGUCUGUUAUUGUUUCCUCUACCGGCCGAAUCUUUUCCAGGCCCACAGUUGAACUGGCUUGAACUCGUACCCAUUCCCCAUCACAGAGAGCGAGAAAACACGUCUCUCUUCAAUUUUCAUUCCUCCUCUCGUGUCUCCUCAUCGUCACCUCAGCACCUCAUCUCCCGUUUGCGUUCUCCUGUCACGUCCUUUCACAUGCCCCAUGUCGUAGCGAGGCCUUCGGUCAAGCCCUGCUUGUGUUGGCGAUGACACGGUCUCAGGCCCCGAGUAUUUUGGCUCUCAGACUCGUACUGAAGGUCAGCGACUGAUCACACUAUCGUGGCCCAACCGCUGCAUACCGGACCUGCUUAGCACCGCUCAACGACAAAAUGGAUCAAAACUCUUCACUGAGCUCGGGCCAUUUCUUACCUGUUCAAUGGAAUUGUAAUGUAAUGUGGUCUUAUGCCUAGAAGUAAUUUUUUUGCUCAAUAUAUUUUUAUUAUAUAUUCUAUAUAUAAAUAUAUAUAAAGAUUACAAUAGCUGGGAUUAUUUAAUAGCAAUAGCUUGUAGUGAACGUGUACAGAUUACCUUAUAGAGAUGUCUAGACGAUUUCUGAAAAGGCCAGUUAAACUCAAAGGAAUCUGUUCUUGGACUGUCACGAGUAGACGUUGUAUAACCUCCACUUAAAGUCUUGCACGCCACACAUGCACACGUUUCACCAACACAUACAUUAACAUGCACACAAUUUUCACACACACACACACACACACACACACACACACACCUUCUGCUGCUGUGUGAAAGACACUGAAACUGGGGGAUUUUUUUUAGUGUUGGUCAGUCGGUCUGGGCUUAGAUUCUUAUAUUUCACUGUCCCUCUUAUUAAAAAUAAAUUAUCAGCUGGUUACACCUGAUCUGUGUCACAGACUGAGAGGAUGCUACUGACAAGAUGGUGUUUGCAGCUUCAAAACCGUAAUUGAGCAACUGAUCCGUGUUGAAAAUGUAAUUCUGUUUGUCUGACCAGGUGAAAACAUCUAAAGAUGUGCGAGGUAGAAUGCUCCCGUUUUAAAGACUAGAAUUGCAAAGGAGCUUUGGUAAUGAGGUACUGGGCACAUCCUUGCCUGGUUUUUACAUUCCUUUUUCUUUCUUUUUUUUUUAGCUGUAAGGGCCAAUGUACGAUGUUGCACGGCAUGGUUGGUGUGCUAUGAAGGCGACAGGACGACUCCACAGUCUGGGUUUUUAUUUAAACGUGUUUCUUACACUGAACUCAAAUCCGUUGAUAGGAAAAUAAAACUUUGAUGUUCCUUGUUACACUUAAAGGGACAGACGUUUUUUCAAAAAAGAAAAAAAAAAAGACAUGAAAAACCAAAUGUGGUGUUAAGUGAAUUUUUAAUAAUGUACAGUUUUGGUGACUUUAAAUUUGUUCCUUUAUAUUUUUAGGACCAAUUCAUCAUUUUUAAGAGGAGGUAUUACAAGACUCUGUUGUAUUAAGGUGAUGUAACACGUGUGCAUCUGUAGAAUGUACUGUGAGUUGAAUAAAAACCACAUCUAGUAGAGAG